AUGUACAUUUACGUCAAAGACGAUGUCUCAUUCAACUUCACAGAAUACCCUGCCGACCUGCUUCUGUAUUUCAGCUACUCAAAAAUCAGCCCGUCAGACUGCCGGGCAUACUUCACAGCGCUGGGCUUCGCUGACUUCAGCGUUCUCUCCAGUGCCUUGUCCUUCAGAAAAGAGAUCCUGUUCAGCAAUGCUAGAACCUGCCUGGGUAUAUCAGGAACCAGCAUCAGCAGGGAGAACCUAGACAUUCUGGGAAACAUGUGCUGUACUCUGGAUGGCUCCUACAUUCAGAACUCUGAUCCCUAUAUUCUGGAGAAACUCAAGAACUGUCCUGAUUUCACAGUCGAUCAAGUCAAUGCCAUGGAGGUGCUUCUGUUGUCUGGAAACACGACUUAUGGGUCUCCUGCUGACUGGACUAUUAACACGCUGGAGAAUCUUGGUAUUCUGCCUCUGUAUCUCAGGUCAUCAUUCUGGAUUAACUUCACUAAGAGAGAAAAGAAACGUUUUCUCAGGGUAUUCAUCAAAGAGCUCAGGUCCAACGGGGUUCCCCGGUCAAAGAUCAGAGCACUCCGACAGGAGGCCCAAAAACAGCAUCGCACAAAACGCAGUGUUGGGAGUGGCUGUACUGAGGGAGAGAUCACUCAGGUGACCGUAAACAACGAUGCCUUCCCUUUCGGUUACAACGUCACUCAGUUUGACGCCUGCUUGAGUGUACAGACACUCAAGGACAACCUGGAGGAGAUCACAGACAAGACAGAUGACAGCGCCCUCCAGGAGGUUAUUCUCCACAAGCUGAAUCAGGCCUAUCCGGGAGGAAUCUCUGACACAGUGGUCCAAAUGCUGGGGCCAGCUUCCCGCGCGGCCACCGCCGAGGACAUUGCCAAGUGGAACAUCACCACAGUGGACACCUUGUCUGCUCUCAUGAAGCCGUCGGACGGGGAGUGGAACCCUGACCUGAGUAAAGCUAUUAUCUCUAAGUAUCUGAAUGGGGCUGGGAACUCCCUCGGCAGUGUGGAGCUGAAUUCUGUUGGCUCUAACCUAUGUGCUCUGGACACCAGCACCCUCAGCUCUAUCUCCUCCAGCAGCCUGAGAGGAGCAGGUGCGCUGGACAUCUCAAACUGUACCACAGAGAAGAAGAAAGCUCUGUUUACUGUGGCCCAGUCCGCUUUCUCCAACAGAAACGCAAUGAGCAGAACAACCAUCUCCAACACAAACUACCAGCUGAUGCAACCAUAUCUCGGUGGUGCUGGUCUGACAUACCUGAGGAGUCUCUCCAGUUCCAACAUCAGUAUGGACCUGACUACUUUUAUGUCUCUGGACCCAAAUGUUAUCGAUGCACUCAGUGUGAGUGACGUCAGAGGGCUGUUGGGUGUGAACCUGCCAGACCUGGUGACCUAUCAGACACAGACUGUGGUAGAAAACUGGAUACAGCGGCAGCUGCAGUCUGAUCUCGACACACUUAACAUCGGUCUGACCGGAGGGAGGAGCACACCCUCCACAACCGCACCCACCACUGCAGCCCAAAACAAUGCAACCGCAGGAGGAUCUGGAGCAACUACUGCCUCAUCGGGAGGAUCUGGAGCAACUACUGCCUCAUCGGGGGGAUCUUCAGCAACUACUGCCUCAUCAGCUACUGGACUCGGGGGUUUGAGCCUGUGUUCUGUGACAGGUCUACACAUCCUGAUAGUGGCACUGUCCACCACCGUUCUUCAGUUCCUGCACUGA
Molecule: messenger RNA, 1722 nt
Organism: Chanos chanos (milkfish)
Lineage: Eukaryota; Metazoa; Chordata; Actinopteri; Gonorynchiformes; Chanidae
Product: mesothelin-like protein
Exons: 12
Coding region: 1-1722 (573 amino acids)
Biological process (GO): cell-matrix adhesion
Cellular component (GO): cell surface
Source: RefSeq, a predicted model, not a curated record